AUGGCGAGCUCUACAUCUUUAGCGAUAGUUCUUCACCAGUCUUCCAAUAAUGACGAACUCUUCAUGAAGCAAACUCUUCAAUUCUCAGAAACUCUCAAGGAUUUGAAGAAUUUGCGGAAACAGUUGUAUUCAGCUGCUGAGUAUUUCGAAACAUCUUACGGCAAAGAGGAACACAAAGAAACAGUCAUAGAGACGUUGAAAGAGUAUGCAGCAAAGGCAGUAGUGAACACAGUGGAUCAUCUCGGUUCUGUUUCCGACAAAUUCAACUCUUUUCUCUCUGAUAAUUCGACCCAUUUCUCCACCACUCAUCUUCGUUUAUCUUCUCUUGAACAAGUAAAACACUCAAUCUCGAAUCUUGAAUCCUGA
Camelina sativa (false flax) is the source of this 366-nucleotide messenger RNA. The record is from RefSeq and is a predicted model, not a curated record. NCBI's taxonomy places the organism in Eukaryota, Viridiplantae, Streptophyta, Magnoliopsida, Brassicales, Brassicaceae.